AUGGACUCGGAUCAAGAAGAAACCCGUCCUGAAUCGUCAUUGACGAUUCAGCAUUACCAGGCCCAGAUUCGUGGCCUCAACACUACUAUUCAGAAUCUCAACACAACCGUAACACGACUUCGAGAGUCACGGGACCUUCAUCGUUCCAAUGCAAAGACUCUCACUGCUACGAACACGGAAUUGCAGGCCAAAAUUCAGGCCUUGACUAUCAAAGAAGAAACGGUCACUCCAGCAGAGCCUCUGGAUUCCGAUGUGGAUGAACAACCAAUCAAAUUGGAAGUUACCAAGACUGGACCGCCUAGCCGCAUGCGGCUAGCGCAUUCAAAUCAGUUUCGAUUCGGCAAAUCAUCGGACUUUGCGUUUUUGAACGAAUUGGCCUCAUUCGAUUUCGAUUUUUUUUUCGCUUUUUGCAUCCCGGCAAUCGCCAAAACCACGAAUCCACCACACCAUUACUUCAAGCACCUUCCCGGGCUAUUGCCCCACAUUGAUACCCCUGUUGCCUGCGUCCGCAGGCCUGCUACAUGA
Molecule: messenger RNA, 525 nt
Organism: Letharia columbiana
Lineage: Eukaryota; Fungi; Ascomycota; Lecanoromycetes; Lecanorales; Parmeliaceae
Exons: 1
Coding region: 1-525 (174 amino acids)
Source: RefSeq, a predicted model, not a curated record